Molecule: messenger RNA, 2583 nt
Organism: Acomys russatus (golden spiny mouse)
Lineage: Eukaryota; Metazoa; Chordata; Mammalia; Rodentia; Muridae
Product: vomeronasal type-2 receptor 116-like
Exons: 6
Coding region: 1-2583 (860 amino acids)
Biological process (GO): G protein-coupled receptor signaling pathway
Cellular component (GO): membrane
Molecular function (GO): G protein-coupled receptor activity
Source: RefSeq, a predicted model, not a curated record
AUGUUCUGUAUUUUUAUCUUUUUUUUCUUGCAUAUUACCUAUUUUAUGUGUGACUUUACUCACAAUGAGUGCUAUGAAAUGAUCAUGGAAGACUUUUACCAUAAAGGAGAUGUGACAAUUGGUGCAUUUUUCCCUCUUCAUUAUUUCUACACAGAUAACAACAUUCCCCAUAAAUAUGUACCAAAUGCUUUCCAGGACUUUCACAUCAAGUAUAAUUUUAAGAACUACCAGUUUGUUCUGGCCCUUCUUUUUGCUAUUGAAGAGAUAAACAGAAACCCUCAUCUUCUACCCAACACAACUCUGGGCUUUGAUCUCUACAAUAUCUCAUUUACUGAAAAGAGUGUUCUUCUUGGUGCCUUUGUUUGGCUCACAAGAAAAAGAAUUCCCCUAGCUAAUUAUGACUGUGGAAAGAAGAGAAUGUCACCUGUUGCACUCACAGGAACAUCAUGGGCAACUUCUGCCCAUAUUGGGUCACUGCUACAACUCUACAAAAUACCACAGCUCACUUUUGGGUCUUUUGAUUCUACCUUGAAUGACCGAAGUCAGUUUAAUUCUCUCUAUCAGAUGGCUCCCAAAGAUACAUCCCUGUCACAUGCAAUUGUGUCUUUAAUGGUUCAUUUCAGCUGGUCCUGGGUUGGUCUGAUCCUCCCAGAUGACCACAGAGGGACUCAGAUCCUGUCAGACUUGAGAGAAGAUAUGGAAAGAAACAGUAUUUGCAUAUCCUUUUUGAAAAUUAUCUCUGGAUCUUGGAAUUCAUAUUCCAAUGCAGUAUGGAAAGAUAUAGGGAAGAUUCUGGACUCAUCCGCAAAUGUGAUAAUUAUUUACGGGGACAUUGUUUCUUUACAAGGCUUAAUGCGACACAUUGCACAGCUAUUAGUGACAUGGAAAGUCUGGGUCUUGAACUCUUCAUGGGAUGUUGGCAGCAAUUCUGAUUAUUUCAUGGUAGAGUCAUUUCAUGGGAGUCUCAUAUUUUCACAUCACUAUGUAGAGAUGGCUGAGUUCAAUAAUUUUAUUCAAACAGUUAAUCCCUACAAAUACCCAGAAGACAAUUAUCUUCCUAAGUUUUGGUACUUGUUCUUCAACUGUUCAUUUUCUGAGCCUGAUUGUCAACUUUUGGGAAACUGUCAACCUAAUGCUUCUAUAGAGUUACUACCCAAAUACAUUUUUGACCCAUCAAUGAGUGAAGAGGGCUACAAUAUAUAUAAUGCUGUAUAUGCUGUGGCCUACAGUCUGCAUGAACUGAGUCUUCAACAAAUACACACACAACCAUAUGCUAAUGGAGAAGACAUGAUAUUCUUCCCCUGGCAGUUCCUCCCUUUCCUAAAGAACACUCUACUGAGAUAUAAUGUGAGAGGCCACAUAGUAAUGGAUGGGAGAAAAAAUCUGGAUUCAGAGUAUGACAUUCUCAAUUUUUGGAAUUUUCCAAAGGGUCUAGCAUUAAAGGUGAAAGUAGGAACCUUUUCUCCAAAUGCUCCUCAUGGUCAACAGUUAUAUUUAUCUGAACAAAUCAUACAGUGGCCUACAAGAUUUACAAAGAUUCCUCAGUCUGUAUGCAGUGAGAGUUGUAGACCUGGAUUCAGGAGAGCUGUCCAGGAAGGCAAAGCUGUGUGCUGCUUUGAUUGCAUUCCUUGUUCAGACAAUGAGAUUUCUAAUGAAACAGAUACAGAUCACUGUGUGAAGUGUCCAGAAAGUCACUAUGCAAACUUGGAUAAGAACCACUGCCUCCAGAAAACUGUGAGCUUUUUGGCCUAUGAAGACCCUUUGGGCAUGGCUCUCACUAUCACAGCUCUGGGCUUCUCUGUACUCACAGCUGUAGUUCUUGUAAUCUUUGUGAAACACAAAGAUAUACCUAUUGUCAAAGCCAAUAAUCGGGCUCUCAGCUACAUCCUGCUACUGACACUCAUCAUCUGUUUCCUCAGUUCCUUGCUCUUCAUUGGCCAGCCCAACACAGCCUCAUGCAUCUUGCAGCAGAUAGCAUUUGGAAUUUUGUUCACUGUUGCUCUUUCCACAGUAUUAGCCAAAGCUAUUACUGUGGUUAUUGCAUUCAAGGUCACUGUUCCAGAUAGAAUAGUGAGGUGGUUAAUUGUAUCAAGGGCCCUUAAUUUCAUCAUACCCAUCUGCACAUUGAUCCAACUUGUUAUCUGUGGAAUCUGGCUGGUCACCUCUCCACCCUUCAUUGAUCGAGACACUCAUGCUGAACAUGGCCACAUCAUCAUUGUGUGCAACAAAGGGUCAGCAGUUGCCUUCCACUGUGUCCUGGGAUACCUCUGCUUCUUGGCACUUGGGAGCUACACCACGGCCUUCUUGUCCAGGAAUCUUCCUGACACAUUCAAUGAAGCCAAGUUCCUGUCGUUCAGCAUGCAGGUGUUCUUCUGUGUCUGGAUCACAUUCCUUCCUGUUUACCAUAGCACAAAAGGGAAGGUCAUGGUCGCUAUGGAAGUCUUCUCCAUUUUAGCCUCCAGUACAGCGCUCCUUGGCUUGAUCUUUGUUCCCAAGUGCUACAUUAUUUUGUUAAGGCCAGAUAAGAACUCCUGUCUUCACAUAAGGUGGAAAAGCCAUUCACUAAGAAAUAAUCAUUUAUAA